Molecule: messenger RNA, 639 nt
Organism: Miscanthus lutarioriparius
Lineage: Eukaryota; Viridiplantae; Streptophyta; Magnoliopsida; Poales; Poaceae
Source: the annotation of a GenBank genome assembly
AUGUCGGGCUUCGUUCGCCGUCUCGGGGGCAUCCCGUGGCGGAGCAUCGCGGGGGACGCCCUCUCCCGCGUGUUCCUGGUGGCGCAGGCCUACUGCGCCGUCCACGUCGUCGACCAGCACCUCUGCUCGCUCGCCAUCGUGCGGGGCCCCAGCAUGCUGCCGGCCAUGAACCUGGCGGGCGACGUGGUGGCGGUGGACAGGGUCAGCGCGAGGCUCGGCCGGGUCGCGCCCGGGGACGUCGUGCUGAUGAUCUCCCCCGAGGACCCGCGCAAGUCGGUCGCCAAGCGCGUCGUCGGGAUGGGAGGGGACUCCGUCACCUACCUCGUCGAUCCCGGCAACAGCGACGCCUCCAAAACCGUCGUGGUACCACAAGGUCAUGUUUGGGUGCAGGGCGAUAAUGUUUAUGCUUCUAGGGAUUCAAGGCAAUUUGGAGCCGUGCCUUAUGGUCUCAUUACAGGGAAGAUCUUUUGCCGGGAGGCUGGUGCAAUCUCUGGAGCCAAUAUUUUGCUUUAUGCAUGGCCCCAUAAGUUGGGACACAAGCAACUAGCAAUUGUUAAAUUUGCAGAAAAGGACAAAGUCGCACCUUUACUCUGCUGCUGUGUGCAUGGUUAUAUUGAUGUUAAGUUUUGUAAAUUAUAG